AAGGGGACUCCGCUUUUCCCGUUUUCGGAAAAUUCAGAUUAGUUUAGUGUGCGCGACAGUGCCAGUACUGAGUCGACGGCCUUAAGGAAUUCUCUUGUUCUCGCCCCAUGUUGAAGCUAUCGAAGCUGCUUUCUCACUCUAGGAAUCAAUUGUCCCAGAAAAGGUUAUUUGUGGAAGCUGUGAAUCAUCAGUGGUUGCGUGGUAUGAGUACCAAGGCUAGCCUGUCAACUGCUGGACAAAAUUUUUUGCCUGACGGGAGAUCUGCAGCUAAAAUAUUUGCACCCUAUUCAAUUUACAAGGGGAAAGCUGCACUUUCUGCCUCCCCUAUUCUUCCAACAUUUAGUAAAUUGGAAUCUGGAGGUAUCAGAGUUGAUCGCCGCGGUGUCAUAUUCUUGACUUUCUGGCCUGCUAUUGGUGAGCGCAAGUAUGAUUGGGAUAAGAAACAGACUUUUGCUUUGUCGGCCACGGAGGUUGGAUCCCUAAUUAGUUUGGGUCCAAAAGAUUCCUGUGAAUUCUUCCACGACCCAUCAAUGCUGUCAAGCAAUGCAGGACAAGUUAGAAAGAGCUUAUCAAUUAAGGCACAUGACAAUGCUGGAGGCUACUUCAUUUCUCUGAAUGUUGUCAACAAUAUCCUCAAAACUAAUGAUCGGUUUGUUGUCCCUGUUACUACUGCUGAAUUUGCAGUCAUGCGAACAGCUUUCAACUUUGCAUUGCCUCACAUCAUGGGUUGGGACCGGUAUACUAAUCAGCCUCCCAAAAGCAUAGAUGAGAAUCCACCGAGGCUUGCUUCGGAAUUUAUGGCGACUGAGUGGAAUAGAUGAAGUUCUGUAUGUGUCUUCCUCGCGAUAACCAUGCUGUUUCUUCAACUAAUUAACGACCUUGCUGUUCUGGCGGCAAAAAGGGCAAUAGUCUUUUAGUUUAUGUGAUUAUCCUUGAUUUUGAAAAUGCUCAAAAAACUUUUGUCCAAAAUGCUUGAUGUAUCCUUGAAUGGGGGAUGAUUCCUAUGGUGGUGGUCUCUCAAGUAUGUUGUGGGUUUUGGUUACACAAUGCAUGCUUGAAGGCUGUUUUCUUC
Messenger RNA from Olea europaea var. sylvestris, 1072 nucleotides. Its product is annotated as single-stranded DNA-binding protein WHY2, mitochondrial-like. The record is from RefSeq and is a predicted model, not a curated record. Lineage: Eukaryota; Viridiplantae; Streptophyta; Magnoliopsida; Lamiales; Oleaceae. Gene Ontology annotation, biological process: regulation of DNA-templated transcription; defense response. Gene Ontology annotation, molecular function: single-stranded DNA binding. The transcript is spliced from 8 exons. The coding region runs from base 108 to 821 and encodes 237 amino acids.